GCCAGGAUUCAGUGUAACUGCUGCCAAACAUCAAGAGUUCUACAACAACCAGACACCACAGUGCCACUGCAACUGAUCAUGUUCCGUGAGGCUUUUUCAAGAACCCUGGAGAUCAAUCAGCUUAGCAGUCCUCUCAAUGCUCCAAGUGCUGGUGACUCAUGCUGACAUCUAGUUAUAGGUGACAGAAUCAACAUUACUGUGAGGACGAUGGGUGGGAAGCAGUCUCGCAGUUUUUCCAACAAGGAGUUGAAUGAGGUGAGUAUGAGUCAAAGGAGCAGGAGUGCUUUGAGAGACGACCAGCCAAGCCUGUCCUCGGCUGCUGAGAGGAUCCGCAGACACACCACAGUGCACUUUGGUUACAGCACCCUGAGUCUAGCCAUGCGGGGGCUUGGAGAGACCCCAGCUGAGUUGUGGGAACUCAGAGAGCUUCAGAAGCUAAAUCUGUCCAUGAACUGCCUGUGCUCUCUGCCCCCUGCCCUGGGUGCUCUGGACAAUCUUGUGAUCCUCAACCUGUGGGACAACAACCUGUCCAGCCUCCCACCUGAGAUCGGCCUCCUGAAGAAGCUGCGUGUGCUCUUUGCUUGUCGCAACCGCCUGAGCGAGGUCCCUGAGGAGCUGGGUUCCUGUACCUGUCUAGAGGUGCUCAGCCUUGCCAACAACCAGAUCACAGGGCUCCCUGGCAGCUUGGCAACCAUGCACAGUCUGACCAAACUCAACCUUAGCCACAACCGUAUCGCUCACAUCCCCACCUGUGUCUACAGCAUGAGAGGUCUAGUCUUCCUCCACUUAGCCUGCAACCGUCUGGAGACAAUUGCGGACCAGAUCCAGGACUUGGUUAACCUGAAGAUCCUCAUCGUGGAGGGAAAUAGUAUCCACACACUGCCCAAGACACUGUGCUUUCUUGAGUCUUUAGAACUCCUCAAUGUUGACUUCAAUGACUUGCAAAGUGUGCCAGUUGAAAUGUAUCUGCUGAGCAGGCUCGGGAGGUUGGCCUGCCACCCGCUGGACAAAGGACUUCAUAUUAUCCACAACCCCCUCCUCAAGCCUAUUCAGGAGGUGCUGCAAGGAGGACUCAGUGCCCUCUAUAACUACCUCAAACCCACGUGAGGGACUACCACUCUGUGUGUGUGUCUAAAAGAGUGUGUCGUAAUGGGACGCUGGCACAAAUCUGACCCCUGGCACGUGGUAGUCAUGCUCUGUGUCCCCUGUUAUCUGACUGUCAAAGAUAUUAUGACUCAAGACAGAUGAGCAUUACUCAGUGUUUAUAUUACAGGAUGUCUUCUGACUGACAGAUAGAUUUUCCAUUUUCUUAUGUAAUAUGAAUGUUUGGAUAUAAACAGAGAACAAGUAACGGCUGUGUCAUGUCUAAACAUUUGUUAAUCCACAGGAAAGGGGUCAGGAAAAGUCACACAGCUCGCACAAAAAUUCACAGGUCUACAUUUGGGGGCUGAUCACUGGUCAGUUGAUCUUGUUUGGCAGUGAGGGAGCAUAGGGGUGAAUUCAGCCACAGAUCACCGCUCUCUUUCGGGUCAUCGGGAUCAGGUGUGUAAGGUCAGUGGAAAGAACAGUGGAGGGGGCGGCUUAAGACCUGCAAAAACAUAAAACAAAACACAACAGGGACUUAGACUCUGAUUAAAUGUUGUUCCACUCGAGCAGAUCAGAGCAGGGCUGCUGGGUAGCAGGUCCUCUGAGGUUGGUGGGUGUUGUAAUACCAACAAUCUGAAAACAGUUAGGGAAACAAAAACCUUACAAUGGAUGAUUUGAUAGAAUGCUUGUGCCUCAGAGUAAACAGAGUAAAUAUGGACCACUGUGGAACAAGUUUAUUUGAAAUAACUCACCUCAUUAACAUGCUUGUAAUCAAGUGACUUUAUCUCAAACUGCAACAGUAGAGCAGCUUUGUGACGUGAUGAGAAAUUGUGCGUAUGACUGAAGAAACAAAUGUGUUGCGCCUAAUUUCCGUUAUCAGCAAGCUGUCCCUGUGAAUAAAAUAGAGUUUGUGUCAACCUCGGUGCUUGAAUGUUAAUGAGGUACACAUGUAUCUCACUACCUCUAAGAAGGUCAGGCGCAUUUUGAACCAGUCACAGUGGAGAUGUA
Molecule: messenger RNA, 2094 nt
Organism: Toxotes jaculatrix (banded archerfish)
Lineage: Eukaryota; Metazoa; Chordata; Actinopteri; Toxotidae
Product: leucine-rich repeat-containing protein 30-like
Exons: 1
Coding region: 208-1107 (299 amino acids)
Molecular function (GO): protein binding
Source: RefSeq, a predicted model, not a curated record